GUGGGCCGAAUUGUUAGGUUUUGUAUUUGUUUUCUCCUAGUGUAACUUGUCCCUGUGAUUGCCCAUUGAUUUCACCUGAUGUGCCUUCUCCUUGCCUAUCCCCCUGUGCUCACCUGUUCCUUGUUGUCUCGUUAACCCUUGUUUGCUUGUGUGUAUAUAAGCUCCCAUUUUCUGUUCACUCCUCGUUGCGUCAUUGUCAAUGUCUGUGUCUGCGUCAAAGUUGAAGUCCUGUCCUAGCCCUCGUGUUCGUCUCAGGGAAAAAAGGAUUUCGAUCAUCGGAAGUAGCCGCUUUUGUUCGGGCAGCCAAAGCCAUUGUCGAGCGAACUUCGGCGGGCCGCCGGGCGGCGCUGAUGAGCGACCGGCUUCUAGCCGACGACGAAACCUGGCAGGAAGGCGGCAGUCGAAGGGAACGGCGGCGACUACGAGCGAACAGAGUCCGACUCCGACCACCGUCAGCCACCGCGACACGACGGACGAGAUGACGGCGGCGCGUCCAAAAGAGGACAAUUAGCAAGUGCUGCCACUUUUCCGCCCAAGUAAGCCCGGAGAGCCCAAACCAAGAGCCUCACAAGCUUCCUUUUAACGAUAACGGCUCUUGUUAUAACACCGUUGUUACAACUGCUGGCCGGCCGAUACAAGUCUGCUCACGAGGACGGCCGACAGUACGGACUGAAUAACAAGUCCUCAAACAAGACAGUGUCGAUUUGCAGUAGUUACAGGCUACUUACUUGUCACCAAACUUCUUGCUAAAACGGCUCCAUCAACAGCGUCUCCAAGAGCGGGCGGCGAGUUGAGGCGGGCGCUUUUUCUCCAACUCUUUUCUGCCAACGACUUUUUUACCCUCGCGGCAUGUCGGGCGGUCGCGGCGGGCGGCGAGGCGGCGAGCCGGCGGCCGUCAACCGAGGCGAACCUCUCCUGCCGUCCGUCCAGCAGCCGGGACCCCCCUUCCCCGCGGCGGAGCGCAAGCCCCUCCCCCUGGCUUGCGGCGAGGAGGCCGAGUACCUCUUGGCGCUCAAGCAGGAGUUCCGAGGAGCCAUGAAGACGCUGCCGGGCUUCACCCAGAUCGACGCCGCUCAAAGGUCGCACGCGGACGUGGAAAGAUAUUCGGACAAAUAUCACAACGGCGGCGAGCAGACGGACGCGCUGACCGACUGGAUCGCAGACCUGAAGAGGUUCCCGAAAGAAAUACGGCCGAGCGUCGGGAGAGCCGCAAAAAAAGGUCGGAAACCCCCGGACGUCCCGUCCGUUUUGACCGGCGAGAAAACGUUAACUUCGGGCGGGACGACGGCAAAGAAAGCUGGCGCCGGCGAGCGGGAAAAAAGCCUGAGGGAAAACCGAGAAGUCGCGGUCAAGCUGGAGACGCUGGCGAGCGAGGAGCGCCGCCGCGGUUCUGACGACGAAGAGGAGGAGGAGGAGGAGGAGAAGAAGGAGGAGCAGGAGGAGGCGGACGACAAUUACGACGAAGAAGAGCUAGAGGAGGUAAGGGAGGUCGUCGUAAAGUCACGCCGCACAAAAGCCCGAAAGUUGAAGCGUCCGUCCAUCGGCAGGAAACGGAUUACAUCAUGUCCUACUUCGACAACGGCGAAGAGUUUGGCGGCGAAAGCGACGACAACGCGGACGAAGCCGUUUACUGAAAGCCGCCGAGGUUUCGCUUGGGAAAAUACUAAGUUGGACACGGCAAAUACGUUGUUGGCUUUUUUUAUCUUUGUUGUCUGGAUUUUGGAGAUUUUGCAAAUAAAUACAGAUAUAACCUCGGAUGACAUGCCAAUUUAUUGACGGAUUCCAUUUUGG
Corythoichthys intestinalis (scribbled pipefish) is the source of this 1791-nucleotide messenger RNA. RefSeq names its product DNA-directed RNA polymerase III subunit RPC7-like. The coding region runs from base 850 to 1776 and encodes 308 amino acids. Lineage: Eukaryota; Metazoa; Chordata; Actinopteri; Syngnathiformes; Syngnathidae. Gene Ontology annotation, cellular component: RNA polymerase III complex. The transcript is spliced from 7 exons. Gene Ontology annotation, biological process: transcription by RNA polymerase III. The record is from RefSeq and is a predicted model, not a curated record.